GCAAAAGUCAUAUUAGGUGUAUUAACCUUAAAUGUGAUAUUUUUAUUAUAAUUUCUUAGAUUUUACAACAAUGUAGUGGCUAUAACAAAGGAAACAAAAGUUUCUAUUAAUUUGUUACACAAAACAUCUCGUUAUGGAGAUGGAAGAAUUAUUUAAUUCCUUAGAAUCAGAUAAUCUCCAAGUGGUAGAAGAUGUCAAGAAGCAGUUUGCAGAUUAUUUUAAUAAAACAAAAGAAUCAUGGCUAGUUACAUUUUUGAUAGAUUAUUAUUUGCAAACAAAUUCUGUAAGAGUUGUAGAUGUUUUGUUAAAAGUACAGUCUCCUCAUGAUAGAUUUAUUUUCGAUCGAAUUUUAGAUUUGAUUAAAAGUUCUAAUAAACAGAAAGGAUUAGAUAUCUUAGGAAUUAUUGUUCGACGUCAACCAACAUGGCUCUAUCAUAUUAUGCAACAUAAUUUGUUCAAAGAAACUCUGAAAUUACUUAAGGUGGAGACCGAUAUUGUGCCAUUUAUGAGUGCUCUUCUGUGCAUAAUAGCUUUAUUACCCAUGGUUCCUUCUUUGAUAUCACCUUUUCUUAUGGAUAUAUUUGAAGUAUUCAGUCGUUUGGCAGCAUGGAAGGGAAAUAAUACAACUAAAUUGCCAGAAGAUCAGCUUAUACAUUUGCAGGUUGGUUUGUAUGCUCUUUUUCAUCGACUUUAUGGAAUGUUUCCAUGCAAUUUUGUAUCAUAUUUGAAAAACAAAUAUAGCAGUCGGGAUCAAAGUGUAAUUUUUGGCCAUACUAUUAAGCCAUUAUUAGAGACUGUAAAAAUGCACCCUUUGCUUAUUACCACCAGCAAGGAAAGAGAAACCGAUAAUUCACGAUGGAAAAAUAUGGAAGUUCAUGAUGUAGUAGUUGAAUGUUCUCGAGUAAUGUUAGAAAAUAUUGAAAGACCUGAUAACCAAGAAUAUAUUGGAUCUAAUUCAAAACAUAUUGAUUGUUCUUCAAUAAAUUUUGAAAACUCGAAUUUAUCAAGAAGCCAUAUCAUCACUAGUCAAGAUUUCCAUGCUUCAAAAAUGGUUGAUCGCAUAUCUGAAAACAAAGAAUUUUGGAGUCCAAGUUUCACAUGCCCUCCUACAACGCCACCUCAGACACCCACUCCUGUUCCUAAUACACACAGUUAUACACCAAAUAUAACACCUUCAUUGAUGGCAUCAAACAUCAACACAAAUCUUUUAAAAAAUGAUGGGCAAGAAGGAGCAUCUCCACCAGAGGCUGCAAUAGAAGCUACUCCUGAAAGCACACCACUAAGGGAUAUGCGCAUUAGGCCAAUACCUCCAAGUUCUACAGUUGCAAGAGCUUUAAACACUAAGUUACUAACAUCAAGUGUUAAUGCUAACCAAUCUUUAAAUUCAUCUCAACCAUCCAGUCCAAUGAGAAAGGAUCCUUCAUUAUUCAGGUAUCCUGAUCCUACAGAUAUAGAAACUUCAUCAACAUCUUUCCAAAAGUUAACUCGUGUCAUAUCAGACAGAUCUCAAUCACAGUUAGAAAAUAAUGCAAGUUUAUUCAGAUAUACAAAUCCUACUAGUCCUAUGCGAGUUUCAUCACAUUCAGAUGCCUUUCACAAUAACAUCACAACUUCUGAUGCUGCCCAAAAUACUUCGGAGUUCUCAGUAGACAAUUUAGAUUUCUCUAAUAUGUCAGAAAAAGAUACUAUUAAUAAUUCUGGGGAAAAUGACCUGACUGAGGAGAAUGUAAAUCAAGAAGAUCAGUUUGUUGACUGUAUACCUGCUUCUUGUACGACUUGCACUUCUGGAGGAUUGCAUGUUCCAAAUUCACGAUCUAUGAAGAAUUUUGCUGAACAUAUCAAGAGAUUACGAUUUUAUAGUCAAUGUAAUAAUGAUAAUAUCUCAGGAGGUUAUUACAAAGGUUUUAGUGCAGGCUCUAGUCCUGCCGAUUCAUCUGUUAUUUUACCAAAAAGCAAACGUUUGCGAAGAACUGCAUCUUGUCCAAAUUUUGUGCGCAAAACUGCAACUCAUUUAGAUAUUGUCAAGGUUCCUAAGAUAGAAGAAGUAGUUGAUGCACCGGAGGAGAAAGAAGUGAAAAAGGAAGAAUCACAAAAACCAAUAGUUGCUCGUUCUGUCCAAAAUAAUUCUACACAAACAGUAUCAUUCUGGCCACAGCCAUUUGAACUUCUUUACAUUGGGUUAUUCCCCUUUGGUGAUAAUUGUUCAAGCAAACGGAAUAGUGCUAAAGAUACCAUAAAACAAUCACCUACUGAUCUGCUGGACCAAUACAUACAAUGCUGUAUUAAUAGACAAAAAUCCCACGGAUCUGAUGAUAGGUAUAAUGAAAAUGCUGAGAUCAGGUCUUUACGGGAACAGUUACAAUUGUUGCACAUAGAACUGCAAUUUGAGAGGCAUCGUAGAGAAUUACAUGCAGAUCGUAACAGACGUCUGCUAGGAAAAUGUCGCGAUAACCGGGCAUUAGAAGAAUCAAAUGCCGCACUCAAGGAACGGUUGCAGCUGUUUGAAAAUGAUAUUCAAAAGUUAAACCAAGAACUUGAUAAAAAACGUGCAAUAUUCACAAACCAGGAGAGGGAGUGGAAGGCUAUUAACCAUAGUUGGCGCGAAAAGUAUAACACCCUUAUGGAGGAAAAUGCGAUGAUGCGGGCAGCUUCCGAUGCCUUAAAACAACAAUUAGCUCAACAGGCUGAUGAACUUUCGAAAACAACAUCCGAGUUGCAAGAAGCUAGAGCUAUGCUGUUUGAUCAAACCCAAGAAAUUAGAGAAGCUAGACAUCAAGCUGAGAUUGGAGCAAAGUAUCGGAAUCAGUUGCACCAAAUGCAUUCAGAGCUUUUAUUAAUGGGAGAAUUGCAAUCUAGAUAUAAGGAUAAAUUAGCUGAACUACCAUGGUUGAGAGCACGAGAUGAAGAACUCGAAAUUCUGCAUUCUACAUACCGCGAUGAAAUUAUGAGUAUGCAGCAAACAUUAGAAAUGAAAUCAAAUGCUCUGGAAGCUACUAGAUUGAGAGUAACUGAACUCGAGAAUACUCUUGCUAAGCGAGAUUCUAAUUUCAGUGAACAGAAACGAUUGCUGAAAAUUGUUAAAGAAAAAUAUCAAGUACAGCUUGAUGCUGUUGAGAGCAAAUAUGCAGCACAGAAAUCUAUAAACCAGCGUAUGGAGGAACAGUUACUAGAACUUUAUCGAAGUGAGAACUCGGCUCCAAUUUCGCCCGAUGGCUCGUGCAAAGGUGCUGGUGAUCGCUCAGGUCCUAUUGUUGGAUCCUGGGACCUGUGGCCUGGAUCUUCUUCUCCUUUGUCAGCUUCACUGGCCAGCAGCGAAGGAAUGAUGAGCAGCGCUACAACCGCCUCUGGACUGGCCGGACGUGCAGAAGAUAUUAAGAACUUGCAGGUUAUUGUAGAUCAACCAGAACAGAUGAUGGGAUCAGAGCUUAUAGAACAAAAUUUACUGCCUAAUGAAAACAGAGAUAUUGACUGA
This is a messenger RNA of Ctenocephalides felis (cat flea), 3472 nucleotides long. Its product is annotated as hamartin-like. The record is from RefSeq and is a predicted model, not a curated record. The coding region runs from base 134 to 3472 and encodes 1112 amino acids. The transcript is spliced from 25 exons. Gene Ontology annotation, biological process: negative regulation of cell population proliferation; regulation of cell cycle; negative regulation of TOR signaling. Lineage: Eukaryota; Metazoa; Arthropoda; Insecta; Siphonaptera; Pulicidae. Gene Ontology annotation, cellular component: TSC1-TSC2 complex.